This is a messenger RNA of Uloborus diversus, 7878 nucleotides long. RefSeq lists its product as uncharacterized. The coding region runs from base 200 to 3811 and encodes 1203 amino acids. Gene Ontology annotation, molecular function: 3'-5'-RNA exonuclease activity. The transcript is spliced from 2 exons. The record is from RefSeq and is a predicted model, not a curated record. Lineage: Eukaryota; Metazoa; Arthropoda; Arachnida; Araneae; Uloboridae.
GAGUCGGUGCAGAGAAACCGUAUGUCCAUCGACGCUUACGCUUCUAUUAGGUAUCAGACGUGUUCUUCGGAAUUAAUUGGUUUUCCUGUGUGCAUUGUUUUUGUGGAAACAUUUGAAAAAGCUUAAUAAAGCUUUGUAUAAUGAUAAAUCUCUUCUCUUAAAAAAGAAGUUCUAAGAAGUUAUAAAUUUUUCGUUAAAGAUGGCUUUAGGUCCUCAUUGUAAGACUUUGGGAAUCGAUGAAGAGGUCCUUAAUGGACAAAAAUCUUUGACUUGUGAAAUAAAAAGUCUCACAAAUGGCAUAAUGUUUGAAUUGAAAAAGUACAAGACUUCCAAGAGAUUAACUAUGAAAGAUGUUGUUGAUUGGCUGAUAAAAAUUUUUGAAGCAAAGUGUGAGAAUACUGAAACAGUUCAGGAAAAGUUAAAUGAGAAAAUAGAGAGCUUUUUGAACAUGAGAAAUACACUUAUGAAAGCACCAAAUAAAUACCGUGGAGAAAUGGAGAGAUUGAUGAACUGGCCAUUUGAUUUGCCACCUGAAAUGGGUAUAGAUCCUCCUGCAGUGUUUGAGCCUGUUGUUAGUGCAAAUUUAGGCCCAAAGCUUUUAAAAGUGCUGAAAGAAAAAGGUGGAGAUGAUGAUGAUUCUAUUGAUAUGUCUGGACCAUCUGAUGAUGAUGAUGAACAAAUAAAAAAGAAGAAAGCCAGAGAAGAAAUCAUUCAAUUAAAAAAAGAUUUAGGAGCAGUUAAAAAAGUAAUAACUUCUUUGAAUGACAGAAUGGUAGAUUUGAAUAAGCAAUGCCAAGUAUUGAAUGAUUUUAGUAAAACAAGUGUCUCUGAAAGACGUCGUAUAGAAAAUGAUGUUACAAAAUUGAAAAAUGAAUGGUGUAGUGUAAUGUCUACAUGGCAUGAUUGUAUGGAACGCUUAAACCAUGUUAAUAGCAAUAAAGGUAACUAUUUGGAUGUUGGUUAUAUGGUGCGAAGAAACAAGACCAAGCAAGGUAUAUUUGAUGAACUUAAUUUUGAAUUUGAAAAAACUUUAGAAGAGUUCAAACACAAAGUAGUCACCUUGAUUGAGAAAGAGAGGCGCAAGAAAAAAGUCGUGUCUCGAGAAUAUAGGCAGAAAAGCAAAACUGACCGGAAGCGUGUCAGACAAGAAAGUGAUGAAAAUGAAGAAAGUAAGAAACAGUGCUUGUCUGAAGAAGUAACGAAGUCGGUGCCACCUUUGUCGCCAACAAUAACAAAUAUGGGUGUUGAUGAAUUUAUGAAGUCUGAAAAAAUUGAUGAAUUCAAAGGGGGAAAGUUUAUAAAUGCAUUGAAGGCAAUUUAUUUAGAAUUAACAUCAAUGCCUUUGACUUGCAAUAAUGUUCAUGAAAUUCUUUUUACUGUUUUGGAUGAACUGGAACCAUUGAAUACAGAUAAAAUACCUACUCAAUCAUUUGCUGGAGCUAUAUUUAUGGAAGCCCGUAUGGCUGUUGCUCUUCAAGCAUUUUUAGAUGUUCUUAACAUGCGUAAAGCUUCAAUUUGUAAUGACAGCACAGUAAAAUUCGCAUGGGAAAACACUGAUUAUGAUGUUACUUUAGGUGAUGAGACUCAUAUCAAGUUAGGAGUUAGAGAUAUUUCGAAGGGUAGUCCUGAUUCCUCAUUAAACUCCUUGAAAGAUAUUUUUCAGGACAUAAUUAAUUUUAAAACAAGCGGUACUGAUGGUUCAGCUCAAGGCAAAUUGAUGAAAGUUAUUGAGGCUUUUGCUUAUCCUCGAAAUUUUUUGGAUAAGAAGCUAGUUGAAAUCCUCUUCUCAUACAAGCAACAAGUGUUGCCUACAUUGUCUGAAACAUUUAGUGAACUGCACGAUAAUUUGAAAACUAAAGUUACAUUGAUGAAUAAUUUUUACACUGGGCUGUACUUUCUAUAUGGCUUAGCAAAAAUAGCUGAUGUAACGGUUCUGGCUUGGGAAAGUGUCUGUAUUGGUGGUACCAAUUUGGAUUUUUCAAAAAAUGGAAUUGCACAGCUUUUUAGUAAAACAGUUCAAGAUAUAUUUACUUUUUGUGAGAAAUUAGAUGCAGAAAAUCAAGAUGAUUUAAGUUUGGAAUUCAAAGAUUUCAUCAAAAAGGAAAAGAAAUUAGAAAGUGUUCCUUUAGCUCCUCAUAAAGGCAAUAUUUUUAAUGUUAUUUUCCAUAAUACUGCAGGUAUUUGGUUCUACCAUGAAAUUGGCUUGUUAAAUGAGUUCUCUGAAAAAGUGAAAGAAAAAGAAGAUAUUACCAACUCGUUGUCAGAGUUAUUGAAUGAAAAGCAUAGUUAUGCUUUAGCAAGAGCUUUAGGCUUGCUUGGCAAGUUAGUUGCAGUACCUUUCUGGACUGUAUUAGAAGAUGACAAAGUUGAAGUUGGUCUUAGAUAUACAACCUUAUUGCAAAACUUUGAAAAAUGGGCGAAAGAUUCUUCAAAAUUUAUGAAAGGACAAGAACGAUUGUUUGAAGAUGUGCCUGUGUCUCAUGAUGCAGUUUAUGUUAGUUUGAUAAAGGACAAUGAAUCUACUGAUGCUUUUACAAAAGAACUUCUGGAGUUACUUUUUACAGCUUUUAUGCGUUAUGCCAAGUACUUUUUGUAUGGGGCUUCAAAUUUUGAGAAAAUGAAUGGCGAAUCUGGAAUGGAUGUUGAUGAAGACAAUAAAGUAAUUAAAUUGCUUCAUGAAGAUUUUAAACUUUUUGAUCAAAUAACGAUGAGUAUGCAUUUUGCAACUCAAUUUGCAUCAGAAGCACUUACUUUCUGUAACAAUACUCGAAAUGGAGAAUGGAAAGAUAAUUUAUUUGGCAAAGACAAUGCAAAGAUUUCUGGUAAUUAUGAAUUAGUAAAAGAUUUGGUUGGAAAGGACUGUAGCAAGCAGUUGAAGGAUUUAUAUAAGAGAAAAAUUAAAUUGACUGAAAUGGAACAAGCUAAACCUUACAAUCAACAAGAGCGCAGUAAUCAACUUGAAAAGAAAUAUAAAUUGAUUGAUGAUCUCAUCAAAUGGGGUGGAUUAUGGAAAAGUGAAAAGGAAAUUGAUGCUCAGAUAAAAAAUAUGCCAGAAAGUGAUCAACUCAAUGCAUUUAAAGCACAAAUAAGAUUCCGGCGACAUGUAUUGGGUGAAGAGCACAGUCAAGGUUUGCUAGAUUUGGCUUCUGAAGGUGAAUGCUUCAAUGCUCACAAACUUUAUGAAAAUUUGAAGACCAUAUUAAAGAAAGAAUGUGAGGUAACUGAAACUAACGUUUUUGAACUAGCAUCAGCUGCUAAAAACAAAAAUAAGAGAGAUGAAAUAUAUAAUUCGCUUACUCAUACAGAAGAAUUGAAGCCCGUUGCAGAUUACUCUCCAAGUGCUGUGCCAAAAGAAAACUUCCAUUGGCUUCUUGGUAAACUUGUAAGUCAUACUAUUGCAUCUGAGCAAACAAGAGAAAACUUAACAGGUGUAUGCAUUGCAAGGAAGAAGUUAAAUGGAGCCUAUUCAUAUUUCAUCCGUUACAAAGGAAAAGGUGUUUUCAACAUUCCUGAAAGUAGAAUUGCUGAAGAUUAUAAAAAUAAACUUUUAAAAAUUGUUGACCCAUCUCCUAAUGAUUUGAUUGGUUCUGAGCUUAGUCGUGCUUUCAUUAAAGAUGAUGGAGAUUUAGAAUGGCAUGAUUGCAAAGUCGUUGGAGUGGACAAAAAUGGUUGUGACUUUGUCAUAGAAUUUGAAUUAUGUCUUGUUGAUGAAUCUGUUGCUGAAGAAUACAAUAUUCCUGAAAUAGAAACGCUCACUUACACAUCUCGCUUGUUGGAUGACUAUCGCAAUCAUCAUCUUCGAUUACUGUAAUUCCUUAACUUUCAUAUUGGGGAGUUAAGUGCCUAAUAACAUACCUUCCAUAUGAGUGACAGUUGAUCCUUGUGUAAAAAGCAUUUUCAUUUUGCUUUUAAGUUUUUACAGCAAUGUACAGUUUCUUGCAAUUUUAUUAUACAUCAUCAUGCCUAUUUCUAGGUGUUCACCAACAGAUGGCAUCUUUAUACAUUUCAUUGCAUAUUUUGUAUAUGCACAAUUUUAAUCCUGAUUUUAAAAUUUUGCUCUGAAUUUUAAGACAUUUGAGGUGACAUGUUUUUAUGCAAAUGGUUUCAUUGUCAUUCCUGUAUCAUAAAAUUUUCCUGCCAUUCAAUUGUUAUUCAGUUAUGAGCAUCAUCUGGAGCUAUUGUAGAGGUAAUUUAAAAUUUGAUGUUUCCUUUUGUUCAACGAUUAAAUUUAAUCUGCAAAUUCUUUUGACUUUAAAUGUUUUCAUCUUAUAAGUAAAUUUCUACUAGUGCUUUUAGUUCUUAUGUAUUGAUCACUGCACGUAUAUUUCUUUUACCAAAGCAUGAUACAUAAUUACAUAACCAAAAAAAUACUUUCAGCUCAAAUUUUGGGAGGUGUUUAAUUUUGGACCACUUAAAUGGUUAGAACUUCUUAAGCUCUAAAUUAAAUCUCAUAGCAAGAUUUUGUUAGUUAAUUGGCUGCUUUUUGAACCAAUUUUCUUAUUUGUUGUUAGGCUAAAGUCAUUUGAGUAAAGAGCAUAAAUUUGCUUGAGAUAUAUGUUCUGUAUUUCUUAUUCACUUGAUUUCAUGUGACUCUAGAAAUACUUUUCAUGUUAAUUAUUGUUAUAAAUUAAAUUUUUAUAAAAUAUUGUUACUUACAAAAAUUUUAAUGCAUUGGAUAUUAUUGCUGGAUUUAUUAUUUUUAUUUCAAACUUUAUGUAAUGGGAAUUUUGGAAUGACUACUCUGGUUGAGCAGUCCCAGGUAUUUCAAAUGCGCGAGAUAUCUUUCCAAGAACUGCAAGGAGGUAAGGGAUUAAAAAAGAGUAGGGGUGUGCAAAUGCACAGAAUUUUCUGCAGAGGGUCUGCAAAAAUUAAAUUUAAUGGGGAAUCAGAAAAGGGGUGAUUGUGUAUGAAAAAUUUAAGAUGUGAAUUGUCCAGCACUGAAAGAAAAAAACAACAUAGAUUUAAGUUUUUCCUUCUCAAGUUGAAAAAUUUUUCUGAGCAACUAUUUUGGGUAUAUAUAUAUGAACUCUUUCUGUCAUGUACGAUUUAUUUAUUUAUUUAUUUUUUUUAAAUUUUUCUUACAUUUUUUUUUUCUGGAAAUUUUUAUUAUGUUCAGAUCACUUUAUAUUGCUCAGAAUUAAGCCUAGGUUUGUAAAUGAUGAAAUGAUAUGCAGAGGCUGUAGUAAAACUAAUGGAUAAAAAAUUUUAUGUAUCAGUGGCAUAAUCAGGGGGUGAAGGGGGCACAGGGUUUGUGAUCACCCCAGAAUGUUGAGUUGAAUGUUUUUCAAAAAUAUUCUUCAUUAUUAAAGAGAAGAAAAAUGCAACAAACCAAAGUUUUUAAUAAGAAAAAAUAAAUAAUGUUGGGGGGGAGGGGAAACUUAAAAUUAUUUUUUAAAGAAAACUUUAAAUUAAAAGUAGUCAAUAGUUGCUGGUUAUUGGUCAGUUGAUUAUGUCCAACCUUUCUUACUUCUUUCAUGAGAAUCUCCAAUCUUGUUUCCAGGGUUCAAAUUCAAAAAUAUUCUAGCUUAGAGCCUCCGAACACUUCAUGCUCUAGAAGCAUCAAAAAUAGUUUAGAUUGUGUUUUUGGAGCUUCAAUUUCCAAAAAUUGCUGAUUCCCUAACGUUACCAAAUAUGGCAACUUUAAUUUUCAAAAGAUUGAGUAAAAGUAGUUGAUACAAUGCAAAUUUUAUCGGAAAAUAACAAAAAAAAAUGCCCAUUUAUAUUUAAAAGCAUUGAACCUUUCAAAGGUGAGGGAGUGGGGGGGGAGGCAAGGUAAUUGCCGCCCUAAAUGACGAGAUUUCCUAACAUUGGAGACUAGAACUGUAGGGCUAUAAUCUCGACAAUUUUUUGAAGGAACCCCCCCCCCUCCCCAAAAAAAAAAAACUUUUCUGAUUGCGCCACUGUUAUGUGUGCAUAAAUACCUAGCGAAUUUACUGCAUCUUAGUUAUGGUUUUGUUACGAAUAAUUUUGUUACAAGUGAUAAAUUGCUUUCAUAUUUUAGUUGACUUGUCAUUUAAAAAGAUGUUGACCUCGCUUCAACUUUGACAAGUUUUUUUUUAAUGAAGUUUUGCAUAUUUUAUGUUUUAUUAAAGAAAAAGCAUAUGCAUAAUAGCAAUCACAUUGUAUAGUCAAUUCAUUUCUUGAGCCAUGAUUUUUCAAUGAAUAGGGAAAAUAAGAAGUUAAUUUCUAGACUAGAAGUUAUUUUCUAGACUAGUUGCAUGUAAUAGAAAAUUUUGUCUUGCUGUAAUUUCUAAAUGAAGUUAGUAUAUCCAAAAGAAAAAAAAGAAGAGGUUUUAUUUUGAAAUAUCAUUGUCAUUCUCUUAAUAUUUUACUAAGCAGUAUUUAUUUUAAGAAGGUCUUUGAAAUGAGCUUGUGUAAUUAUCUAUUUAUAAAACUUAAACAUAGUUUCAUACAGAUUAAACUUUCAUUAAAAUCUGUCUCAUGUAGGCAUGCCAAUGUUGAUUUUGAAUUGCUUUUUCCCCCGAUCAGUUGUACUCAUUUGCAAAUACUUUACAAGAAGUAUGACUUUUGACCUUAAUAAAUUAAUCUGUGAUUGAUUGAUCUUUGCUAGUCAUCUUGCUUCACUUCUCUAAAGAGAACAUUUAAUAAGUUCCUUCAAGUCAUACAAUUAUUUGUUCAGUUUAACUAAGUUUUUUUUUUCAUAUACAUUUCACGUUAAAAUGAUUGUUUUCUUUUACCUUUUACAAUUUAUUCAAAUUCUCUUCUGUUAUAAUGUUUUAUAAAUAAUUAAGUUUUUCAUUUUUCGAAUUUCAUUUGUUAAUGAACGCUGUAGAUUGAAGUUUAUCUUAACUAAAUAAUUAGAUUGAAGUUUAUCUUAACUAAAUACUUAGUUAAUGGAUUGUACCAUAUUCUUGGAGAAACAAAUGGACUAAUGUACAGAGAAAGAAUGCAGUCCAAAUUAGAUGCAAAAAUAAUUUAACAGUUUUGCAUCUUUUUUUUUUCUCUAUCUGCAUAAAACUAUCUAUGCCAACGCAUUAAGUUACCUGUAUUUUCAUUGAAUGAUGUAUUGCUGUAUAGAAUACAUAUUUUUCAUGUGUAUUUUUAGACAUCUUUCAGCUAAUUGAGUAAUACGGGAAGUAUUUAUUCUUGUACUAUUAUACAUUUUGGUAGCUUUAUUAGUUUCAUUUGUUUUUACCAACAAAUAUUUGAGGUAUUGUCGGACUUGAUAUUUUAUCUCUGACAACCUGACUGCAGUUGAUUGUGCAGCUACCAUGUUGAGAGAUUGAGCUGUUCAUCACUCCGUCUUUUAAUAUUUUCAUGCUGAGAGGAACUAGAAUUCACCGAUUCUGUCAUGGGGAAAAGUGCAUUGUUCAUGUAUACAUAUUGUAGUUGAGCAAACUAUUUAUCAAAUGAUCAUGUCACAAGUGUGUACAGAAGUAAGUUUCAUUUGAUGUCGAUUUGUAAAUGCAUCUGUGUGUUGUAUGAAUGGAAAAGUUGCGCAUUUAGGAAUACUUUCAUUCAGAGUUGUAGUUACGAUAAUACUUGCAUCCCGUGUGAUGACUUUUUCUGUAAAACAAUAUUAUACUUAAAACAUUUAUAUUUGUCUAGUUGCUAUGAGUACCCAGUGUUGUCAUUUGUGUAGCUUUUCUAAUGUAUGUCAUUUUGAAGGGAAAAUACCAAAGGUGAUGGUAUGACUGCAUUUUCAUUGAAUUUGAAGUCAAAGUUUAAAAUUGAUACUGUUAAUGUGUUUCAGUAGUUACAUUUGUGUGAUGUUAAUUGUGUGGUAGAUUUCAUUCCCUUUUGCUUAUUUUGUAUGUUAAUUUCGGUUUCCAAAACAGAAUUGGAUUUCUUUCAGAAACCACCAAUUCUUGUGUAACUUAAAUGUAAUGCAUUUUCAUCUGAUAAAUAAAUGUCAGU